CACGCUCUUGCUCAAACGCAACAGCACAUUCAGCGCAUGCGCACUGAAUCGUGUUCCUGACUGCAAUGUAAACCGGACCCUCUUUGAAUAAAAUAGAAAAAACUUUACGGAAUGAAAUUAAUUUCGAGUGGAGGAAAUGGAUAUUUAAAAACGGGAGAAAACGAAUAACAGUUCUUGAAGGCUGGAGCAGGAGUGGCUUUUUAAAGAGUGUUUUAUUCUUCUAUGGUGAGCGCGCGCUGUCAUGCAGGAAUAAAAUAACUGUGCGCUCCGUCCACGCGCGUCAACUGCAUUUUCUAGUACCGGAUUUGAUGUGUUCCCAUAACAACGACGUGCAGUACAAGAUAGGAAUGACAGGAGACAGCGAUCAUGCGACUUGGGUCCUCCAACUUUUCUGCAUCUCUCUCCUGACUUCAUUUGGGAAAGGAGAUACUGGGUCUUGCCAUGGAGCCUUUGAUUUAUAUUUUGUGUUGGAUCGGUCAGGUAGUGUGUCUGACAACUGGCUGGAGAUCUAUAGAUUUGUGGAACAACUUACUAAUCGUUUUGUAAGCCCGAAAAUGAGGGUGUCCUUCAUAGUGUUUUCCUCUAGUGCAGAAGUAGUGUUACCUCUCACUGGAGACAGGGCAGCUAUUGAUAAUGGUCUGCAAAAGCUGAGCGAGAUCAGACCUGCUGGUGAUACCUACAUGCAUGAGGGCUUUAUAAAGGCAUCAGAGCAAAUGGCUACCCAGGGAGCAAGAGCUUCUAGCAUCAUAAUUGCACUGACUGAUGGGAAGCUGGAGGUCUAUCUGCAUGACCUUGCUGUGAAAGAGGCUGAUCAGGCGAGGCAGUUUGGUGCACGGGUUUAUUGUGUUGGCGUGAAGGACUUUGAUGCAAACCAACUUAUAGAUAUUGCAGACAGCAAAGAUCAAGUGUUUCCUGUUGUGGAUGGAUUCCAUGCCCUCAAAAACAUCGUAAAUUCGAUUUUAAAGAAAUCCUGUGUAGAGAUUUUUAACCUUGAGCCCUCCAGCAUUUGCGUGAAUGAAUCGUUCAACAUUGUUUUGAGAGGAAGGGGCUUCACACAGGGAAGAACCUCAGAGGGUGUGGUCUGCACAUUAUCUGUCAAUCAACAGGAUCCUUACAAUGAGAGGGCGAGUAUAGUGAAGGAUAAUUAUGUGCUGUGUCCAGCUCCAGUACUGACCGAGGUUGGACACUCAGUCGACGUGCUCAUUAGCCUAAAUAAUGGCCAGUCUUUCAUUUCAAGUCCAAUCACAAUAUAUGCCACCACAUGUUCUGAUGGGAUAAUGAUGGUCAUUGUGAUCCUUGUGCUGCUGGUGCUUGUGGGUUUAAUUUUGCUCUGGUGGUUCUGGCCUCUCUGCUGCACUGUGGUAAUCAGGGAUCCACCCCCAUCUCGCCCUCCACCUCCACGCCCAAUACCUGAGCCUGAGAUGGACCCUCUGCCGAAGAAGAAAUGGCCUACAGUGGAUGCAUCUUAUUAUGGUGGCAGAGGGCCUGGUGGUAUUACACGCAUGGAGGUUCGCUGGGGUGAAAAGGGCUCUACAGAGGAAGGGGCGCGGUUAGCAAAAGCCAAAAAUGCUGUGGUCAAAAUGCCAGAGGAGGAGUUUGAAGAGCCUGUAAUAAGACCCCCACCCAGACCACCACCAAUAUAUCAGGCCCCAGUCCCAGACAAAUGGUACACUCCCAUUAAAAGUCGUUUUGAUGCUGUGUUAGCAUUGCUGCGUAGACAAUACGACAGAGUUGCUAUCAUGAGACCUACAGCAAAUGACAAGGGGCGCUGCAUCAAAUUCACCCGGGUUCAGAGUCAUUGACCAAACACAAUGUGUCACUUUAAAGCACGUUCAGACAACAUGGAUUGGGGAAUCCACACACAUAUGGAUACAGUAUGCAAAGCUGUACUUCUGAAUUGAAACUUUUGGAUUUUAAUUCUUACAUGUAUAAAUCUAUCCUGCUGAUUUUUCUGCAUGUCUUCGUAUAUGGUUGAAUUUACUGCUUUUAUAACACUUAUUUUUUUAAGGUUUUCUAGGUACAAAUCAAUACAGUGCCUUCUUGCAAGUGUAUUAUGAAUGGGUUUGUAAAGGAAAGAAAAUUUAAAUUAUUAUUUUUCAUUAUUAUUAGCAAAGAUGUUAAUUUUCCAGUUAAUUGGUAGAGAUGUAUAUUUAAAUAUUUGUUUUUAUUUUUUUAUUUAUAAUUCGAUUUCAAUAAAUCAAUUCGAAAUCAAUAGAUUACAUGAGUGAUAAUAUUUGUUAAUGGAUUAUGUGUGAUAAUAUUUGUUAAUGAUGUAAAUGGCAGUUAGAAUGCUUUCAAAUAAAUUAUAAUCCAGUUCACUUGUGAGAGUGUGAUUUAUGAUGUAAUAAAUGAUUUAUGAUGAAAUGUAAAAGCUUGUAAUGCCUUAAAAAUAAAAUGUAAAAUGGUU
This is a messenger RNA of Ctenopharyngodon idella (grass carp), 2407 nucleotides long. RefSeq names its product ANTXR cell adhesion molecule 2b (gene antxr2b). Lineage: Eukaryota; Metazoa; Chordata; Actinopteri; Cypriniformes; Xenocyprididae. The record is from RefSeq and is a predicted model, not a curated record. Gene Ontology annotation, molecular function: signaling receptor activity. The coding region runs from base 309 to 1802 and encodes 497 amino acids. Gene Ontology annotation, cellular component: membrane. The transcript has 17 exons.